AUGCCAGAGACGGGGGCAGACACCAAAUCGUUGCUGUCCAUUGUUGAAGCCGUCACGGACGGCAUCGUCGUAUGUUCGCCCGCAAAGGGUGCCGUCAAGCUGGCAAAGGAAGUCAUCGAGAUAGUCGAGAAAGUCCGCAAGAACCAGAAGGACUGCACCGAAUUGGCGCGGUACACGUGCAAGAUGAUGAUCGCCAUUGUCGAUGUCCUGAAGGGCAAGAAGGACGAUCAUAUACCUUCCCAGUUAAAGUUCUGUCUUCAAAGCGUGGCAAGCCAAACCGUCGUUAUCACGCUGCUUGAGGUCAAAUCCGGCCUGGAAUCGCUCAAGCUGCGAAAGGAUUUCAACUUCAAAUCCGCGAUCAAGGCUAUCUAUCGGCGACAAUACGUGGCGGAGCAAAUUUCGAGCUACAUCGCUCGGAUUGAUGUUGCCGUACGGAGCGAUAUCAGAAUCGUGGUGGGCGAUAUCCACUCCGUGGUACGCAACGUUCACUCCAUGGUGGGUGAUGUCCAUCUCGCAGUGAAAGGUGUGCACUCUGAGGUCGCCGGGAUCAGAGAAGACCUCCGAUCCUUCUGGAUAGCCGAUUUACACAUAGCGUCCACGUCUGCUCUGCCAGGAUCCAGCCUCAACAUAUCGUCUGCUGUCCCUGCCCCUCCUGCUCAAUUCUACGGGCGUGACGACGUCGUGGGCGAUGCGGUCAAUAAGUUGACCAAUGACACAAAGCACCACGUAGCGCUUCUGGGUACGGGCGGGGUCGGCGAGACAUCCGUCGCGCUCUCCGUCCUCGAUAACGCGGCUGUCAAAUCUUGA
Punctularia strigosozonata HHB-11173 SS5 is the source of this 807-nucleotide messenger RNA. RefSeq lists its product as uncharacterized. Bases 1 to 807 code for a protein of 268 amino acids. Lineage: Eukaryota; Fungi; Basidiomycota; Agaricomycetes; Corticiales; Punctulariaceae. Gene Ontology annotation, biological process: cell surface receptor signaling pathway. The transcript is spliced from 7 exons. The record is from RefSeq and is a predicted model, not a curated record.